AUAAAUAAAGGCUCCUAGUUUCACAUUCCAUGCAGUACUUUUCUUUGCUAUAACCCUAAACCAUGGCUCUCUCUAAGCUUCUAGUUGCAUCCCUUCUGCUAUCCUUUGUCCUCUUCCAUCUCGUUCAUGCUGAUCAACCGGUAGCCGCACAGACUGAGGGUUCUUUUGUUCAGCAGAUAGAUUGCAAUGCCGCAUGUGGUGCGAGGUGCCGUUUAGCAUCUCGUCAGCGCAUGUGCCACAGAGCCUGUGGAACUUGCUGCAGACGGUGCAACUGCGUACCACCGGGAACUUCCGGUAACCAAGAAGUGUGUCCCUGCUAUGCCAGUCUCACCACCCACGGUGGCAGACGCAAGUGCCCUUAGAAAGUUCAACGCCAUCGCCAUCUCAUGCAUGAUGCAUGAUGCAUGAUGCAUGACGAAUCUUAUUAUACUAUAUAUGCAUCGUUUCGUUUGCAAUGUCAUCAUCGUAUUUUACGUGCUAUAAAAUUUCAAUAUGUGUGUGCCAAGACGUACUAGCGUCGCCGCAAAAUAAACUAUAUAUGCAUGUUUAAUCUUUGUGAGAGAGUCUGCGAGUACAAUAAUACAUAAAGUAUUGGAUUGUGAUAUAA
Cajanus cajan (pigeon pea) is the source of this 607-nucleotide messenger RNA. It is a transcript of the gene GASA1, whose product is annotated as GAST1 protein homolog 1. The record is from RefSeq and is a predicted model, not a curated record. Lineage: Eukaryota; Viridiplantae; Streptophyta; Magnoliopsida; Fabales; Fabaceae.